Molecule: messenger RNA, 1101 nt
Organism: Peniophora sp. CBMAI 1063
Lineage: Eukaryota; Fungi; Basidiomycota; Agaricomycetes; Russulales; Peniophoraceae
Source: the annotation of a GenBank genome assembly
AUGUCCAAGUCACAGCAGAAGGCCGCUAAGCCCCUCCCCAAGUUCGACGUUGGCGCCGACUAUAAGCUGUUGCACAGCCUGGGCGAAGGCGCAUACGGCACUGUCGUUGCCGCCCUUCAUCGACCGUCUGGAAGGCAGGUCGCCAUCAAGAAGGUCCUACCGUUCGAGCACACCCUUUUCUGCUUGCGCACCCUGCGCGAGCUCAAGCUCCUUCGGUUCUUCUCUGACACUUGUCAAAACGAGAACAUCAUAUCGAUCCUGAGCAUCAUCAAGCCGGAGUCCUUGGACUCGUUCAAGGAGAUCUACUUCGUUCAAGAGUUCAUGCAGACCGACCUGCAUAGAGUCAUCCGCUCUCAGAAACUGACUGAUGACCACUGCCAGUACUUCGUGUACCAGACCCUCCGCGCUCUCAAGACCAUUCACAGCGCAGACAUCGUCCACCGCGACCUCAAACCCGCGAAUCUGCUCGUCAACGCCAACUGUGACUUGAAAGUGUGUGACUUCGGCCUGGCGCGCAGCGUCAAGACGUCGAGCGCGCAGGGUGGCAAGGAUAUCGGCAUGAUGACAGAAUAUGUGGCUACGCGGUGGUACCGCGCACCGGAGAUCAUGUUGUCGUUCAAGAUGUACACCAAAGCUAUUGACGUCUGGGCAGUCGGCUGCAUCCUAGCCGAAAUGCUCACCGGUCGACCGCUCUUCCCCGGCCGCGACUACAGCCACCAGUUGGACCUCAUCCUGGACGUCAUCGGUACCCCCACGCUGGACGAGUUUUACGGCAUCACGUCCCGUCGGUCGAGAGAUUAUAUCCGUGCCCUUCCAAUCCGCAAGAAACGCCCCUUCACGGCCGUCUUCCCCAAGGCGUCACCGGAUGCAAUCGACUUCCUUAACCGCACGCUCACCUUCGACCCCAAGAAGCGCAUGACGGUCGAGGAGUCCCUUCAGCACCCGUACCUGGCCGCAUAUUACGACCCCGGCGAUGAGCCGACCGUGCAUUCGAUCGAUCCCGACGCGUUCGAGUUCGAUGACAACAGGGAGCCCCCGAGCAAGGCUGAGCUCAAGCAGCUCUUGUACGAGGAGGUCUUGGCAUUCGAGCCGACCAUCUAA